CCUGGCGAGAAAGGUGCGGAUGCGGAGAAAGUUGUUGGCCGUAAAGGAAACCGUGGUCCGCAGGGCGACCAAGGCCCAGAGGGACCACCAGGAAACAAAGGCAAAGAUGCUGCGCCAGGAGAGCCGGGGCCAGAAGGACCACCAGGACAGCCAGGCUUCCAAGGCCCACAAGGAGCUGAUGGUGAAGAAGGUCCCGAAGGUCCACCCGGAAAUCCUGGCAAGGAUGCCGAGUACUGUCCAUGUCCAGACCGUGAACACGCCCGGUUACGCCCGGGAUCCAGUCGAACAGACGAUCAGGAAGGAGCUGGACGGCGUGAGGAAUCGGUCAAUACAAAGGGUGAUGAGGAGACUGGAGGACGCGGUUCCGGGAGCAACACGUACGAGGGUUCCGCUGAAAGCGGUAAAGGAGGAUACAAAGCACGCCGCACAUUCGUGUUCUAAACGUUGCCUGACAAUUCUUCCCUUCCAUCUGAUAUGCUCUUUCGUUCUUCAAAAAGUGGUUUACGAUAAACUUUUGUUACUCACAUCUGCUGUAAACGAAAGACAGAGGGGUUACCUUCGUGCCUCAAAUUGA
Molecule: messenger RNA, 574 nt
Organism: Gongylonema pulchrum
Lineage: Eukaryota; Metazoa; Nematoda; Chromadorea; Rhabditida; Gongylonematidae
Source: the annotation of a GenBank genome assembly